Molecule: messenger RNA, 2524 nt
Organism: Protomyces lactucae-debilis
Lineage: Eukaryota; Fungi; Ascomycota; Taphrinomycetes; Taphrinales; Protomycetaceae
Exons: 2
Coding region: 326-2380 (684 amino acids)
Biological process (GO): regulation of actin filament polymerization
Molecular function (GO): protein binding
Source: RefSeq, a predicted model, not a curated record
GCUUGCAUUUGUCGUCUUAGUGACAGCUGUUGGCAGCUGCUUACUUGCCUCAAAUGCCUGGUAGUAUGAGGUGGAGGUCAAUGACUGUUGACUGACUUUUGCGAAUGAUGAGGGUAUUUGCAUCUGGAACCAUGACCUGCGGUUAGCAGACUAAAUCAACGAGACAAGCAUAUGGUCUAGAUUGGAUGUUCAACUGUGAAGAAGACGAUAACUAUUCUUGUACAUAAGUGACUGCUACAAAACCCGCAUCCCGCCUUCCGCGACGACUCAUCAUUGACAAGCCUGCUGACCGUGUGCGCAUCAAACACAAGGCUUGCGGGGCGGCAUGGCCACGAUUGGAGAAGCCUGUAAAGACGGCUAUAAGCAGACUGACAACUGGGCGCAUCAUGGUAUCAAAUGGCUUGAAGAAAUUCAAGAAUACUACCGUGAACGUGCAACGUUAGAGAAGGAGUAUGGUUCGAAACUUCAACAGUUGUCCAAGAAGUAUCAGGAGAAGAGGGUCAAGAAGUCUGGCUCGUUGAGUGUGGGUGAUGCUCCGGCAAUGACACCAGGGUCCCUUGAAAAUGCAUCAUUAACGACCUGGUCACGGAUACUCGAAGAUGCGCGACAACUGGGUGAUGAACGCGUGACACUCAGUUCAGAAUUCACGAUGCAAGUUGCUGAACCCAUCAAAGCGAUGCAUUUCAAGUGGGAGGAUUUCCAAAAACGAGUCGAGAGCUUCCAUGGCAAGUUGGUGGAGGAACGCGACAAGACGUCCAGCAACGUCAAGCAAGUUCAGAAAAAGUACUACGACGGCUGUGCGGUUGUUGAAAAGGAGCGCGCCAAGCAUGGUAGUGCAAAGGCCACGAAGCAGUUGACUGGGUCCAUGGCCGAUAUGAGUAACCUGAAAAACACCUACAUCAUCGCCAUCAACGCAGCAAAUGCACAUAAAGCAAAGUACUACCAUGAGGAUACACCAGAUUUGCUCAACAUGCUGCAAGAUAUGAAUGAAGUACGCGUGCAACGUCUCAAUGCGCUCUGGCAACGCGCCAGUCAAGUGGAGCAAUCUUGCUUGACUCGACAAGGUGGUCAUUUACAGCGGUCUGUGGAUGCGAUUGGUCAGAAUGAUCCAAAGCUUGAUACCAACAUGUUUGUACAGCACAAUAGUGCGCCUUUUCAAGAACCUGCAGCAUUUGGCUUUGAGGCGUGUCCUAUUUGGCAUGAUACACCGGAUCUCGUGACGGAUGAGCCGGCCAAGAUUUUCUUGCAAAAUAACCUAGCACGGUCACGGGGUGAAUUGACGGAGCUCAAAACAACCGUCUCGAAUAAGAAGCGCGAGAUUGACGGAUUGACACGAUUGAAGCAACAACACUUGACUGAUCCAGCAAAACAAGGUGUCGAAACGGUCUUGCAUAACUUGUUGCAAUCUAAAAUGGACGUCGCAUCGCUCGAUACACGCAGGAAUAUUCUUGAGACUGAAGUUGGGACGAUUGUACAGGUGGUGGGCGAUAUUGAUCGAGGUAUGCAGCCGCAUGGAUUCAAAAGUGCUUCAUUCACCAUUCCUACGCAUUGCGAUUAUUGCGGUUCGACCAUCUGGGGUAUGUCCAGGAAAGGCUAUCACUGCAAGGCUUGUGCGUAUAAUUGCCACAAGGCCUGUCAAAUGAAGGUGCCUGCGAAUUGUACAGGUGUGAAGGGUGAGAAGAAGGGCGGUGAUGGCUUACAACGCACCAAUACGGCGGAUUCAGUGUAUGGCACUGGCAAGGGAACGCCUGCUGAGACGAGUGAUGAGGAAUCUAGCGAUGGUGCUAGUUUGCGCAGUACGACACGACCUGCUGUUGCUGCAGCUCGACCGAAUCGCGCACCGGUGCCGGCUGCUGGAUUUGCAAAUGGGAAUGCACACAGCCAUAGCACGCGUGUGCUGUACGCUUACGAUGCUGCUGGAUCUGGUGAAGUGUCCAUCAAGGCUGGUGAUACGGUUACUGUAUUGCAAGGCGACGAUGGCGCUGGAUGGAUACAGAUCAAGAGUGGAGGAGGUUCAAUUGGUUUGGUACCUGCAGCGUAUGUCGAGGAUGCGACACCCAAGCUAGCAGCUGUUUCAGCAGCGCAGACGGGACCGAACUUGGCGCGUGUGCCUAGUUCAGGGUCUGUUGCCUCAUCCCUUACAAAACGACAAGGUCCUGCUGUUGCACCGAAACGAACGGCUGCCAAGAAAUCUAUGCCUGCUGGUCGUCGUGUGCGAGCGUUGUAUGCGUAUACAGCUGCGUCUGGUGAGGAGAUUUCAUUAGUGCCUGGUGAGAUUGUGAUUGUGACUGCUGAGGAUGGUGGUGAUGGGUGGGCGACGGGUGUGUCUGCGGACGGCCAGAGCGGGUUGUUCCCUGCUGCGUAUGCAGAGAGUGCGUGAUUGCUUGGAUGUAUUCUAUGAUGUAUGUAUAUCAAAUAGAUCUAUGCAGUGGCCUGUGUAUGUAAGGAGUCAGGAUGCACUAGUAGUGCAGUGCAUGCUCAAUUGUGCAGUGAUGCGAGGUCAUUGAGGUCAAGGUGUCGCUGG